AUGCGCUCCUCUCCCGACGCCCAGAUGGCAACACGAAACGACGACGCGACCGCUGUCGCUCCUUCUUCUUCUUCUUCUGCCGCGUCUACUUCCUCCUCGCCAAAGGAAGACUACGCUGCCGCCGGCGCGGCUCGCGUUGAGGCACUAAACUCGUGCGCCCAGGAGAAGGCACUGUACGACGCGUGCUGGAACCACUGGUAUCGGUAUCACUUCAUUCGCGGGCAGCUGCAGCAGAACUGCAAUCACUUCUUCGAGGAAUACCGUGCAUGCGUUUUGGAGGAACUCGAAAAGAAGGGGCUGGUUGACUUGGCUGCCAAGGGCUUCGCUCUCGAUCCCGCGAACGAGCGCCGCGCCGAGCCCUGA
Messenger RNA from Besnoitia besnoiti, 363 nucleotides. RefSeq lists its product as uncharacterized. The transcript has 2 exons. The coding region runs from base 1 to 363 and encodes 120 amino acids. The record is from RefSeq and is a predicted model, not a curated record. NCBI's taxonomy places the organism in Eukaryota, Apicomplexa, Conoidasida, Eucoccidiorida, Sarcocystidae.